AUGUAUAAGUCUAAUAAUUUAGAUUACUGGUCAACUUCUUUCAACAUGCGUUGGAGGGUACUUUUUUUGGUAUCUUUUUUGGCUGUCAAUGUAUUUUCUUCCUACUAUGAGGAAAAUUAUGUUGAUUAUGAUUUCUUAGAAAAUGAUCCACAUCCAACUAAACCUGAUACAUUUGCUUCAAUUUGUAUGAAUGCAACAGGAGGAGUAUAUAUGACAAGAAGAAAAAUCUGUCAAAAACAAAUUGCUUUAGGAAGUUAUAAAAAUGCCGUCAACUCAACAGGUUGGGGUUUCUUAGAAAUUGAAACUUUCCCUGGAUAUCCUUAUGAAUUGCAAAAUUAUGCUGCUGGUUAUUUAGAAGGAGUAUUAACAAAACUUCAAAUCUAUUACCACUAUAGAAAUACUAUUGAAGGAAUGUGUAAAAAUUAUAGAAAUUAUUGUAGACAAUUAUGGGAUUAUUUAGUUGAAAAUCUUGAUUGGCUUAGAUCACAAGCUAAAGAAAAGGCUUCAACUGAUAAAUAUUGGAGACAUGUAAAUUUAACUUUCACUCAAUUAACUGGAAUUUAUGAUGGUUAUAUUGGAAGGGACCCAAAAGAACUUGAAGCAACUGUUAGAUAUGAUUUGACUCCAAUUCUUAUGAUUCAAUUGUCUGGUGAAUUAUUUGAUUUGAAUAAAUAUUUCAAAAAACAACCUGAUCCAGUUAGAGAUGAUCCUGAUCCUGGUAAGUGUUCCGGUCUUGUUAAGGUUACCGAAGGAAACAAAGAUCUUUUAUUCUCUCAUGUUGCUAUGUCUUCUUAUUCUACAAUGAAUCGUGUAAUGAAACUUUAUAAAUUUGCUUAUGAUAAAAAAGAAAUUCCUGGACAUACAGUUUCAUUCUCUGGAUAUGCUGGUGCUUUAUCUUCUGCUGAUGACUAUACUUUAAUGUCUUCAGGAUUAGCUGCAAUUGAAACCACAAUUGCCAUAUUUAAUGAAACUUUGUAUACAAAUCAAUUUAUAAAACCAAAAGGACAAAUUCAUUGUUGGGUACGUUCAUAUAUUUCUAAUGCUUUAGCAUCAACAGCCAAAGAAUGGACAGAUAUAUUUGCUGCUUAUAAUUCAGGAACAUACAACAAUCAAUGGACUGUUGUUGCUUAUAAAGAAUUUAAACCAAAUCAAGAAUUACCUAAAGAAAAUCUUUUAUGGGUAUUAGAACAAAUUCCUGGAUACACAAUGGCUAAAGAUAUGACAUGGUUCUUAAAUAAAUAUAAAUACUGGCCAAGUUAUAAUAUUCCAUAUUUCCAUGAAAUAAGUGUAAGAUCAAAUUUCGAUCUUAAAGGUAAACAAAAUAACUGGUGGAAAUGGGGAGCAUCACCAAGAGCUAAAAUAUUCCAUAGAGAUCAAGGAAAAGUUAAGGAUAUUGAAACAUUAAAAGAUCUUAUGAGAUAUAAUGAUUACAAAAAUGAAAAAUAUUCUCGUUGUAAUUGCACACCACCAUAUACAGCAGAAGCAGCCAUUUCAGCAAGAGGUGAUUUGAAUCCAAUUAAUGGAACAUACGAAGUUGAAGGAAUGGGACAUAGAAAUCAUGGUUCAUUAGAUUACAAAGGUACCAGUUAUGAAUUAUUUAAAAAACUUCAAAUCCAUGUUAUUGGAGGACCAACAUGGGGAAAAGUUCCACCAUUUGAUUGGAGGACAACUGAUAUUGUUUCACCACAUUAUGGACAACCUGAUUUAUGGAAAUUUGAUCCAGUUAUCACUGAAUGGGAUACAGAAGUAGAUGUUGACUUGUAA
Molecule: messenger RNA, 1764 nt
Organism: Strongyloides ratti
Lineage: Eukaryota; Metazoa; Nematoda; Chromadorea; Rhabditida; Strongyloididae
Product: Putative phospholipase B-like 2
Exons: 3
Coding region: 1-1764 (587 amino acids)
Biological process (GO): phospholipid catabolic process
Cellular component (GO): extracellular region
Molecular function (GO): glycerophospholipase activity
Source: RefSeq, a predicted model, not a curated record